AUGGCGACCGCACCUCUGGCAGCGGGUACAGCCCCGCCAGCAGUGGUAGCCACAACAGAGCCUCAGUCUUCUGCGACAGACACCGCAGCCACCGCUUCGCGCAAGGUUGAUACUCCCACCAUCCUCACCACGCUUCACACUCUCCUCCGUGCGCACUGCCAGGCGCAUCCCUCCCCGAACCUUCCCUACCUGCACCCGUACGCACCACUGCCCCCAGCACCAUGGAAGGGCAAGGCGCGCGCCGAUCUUCCUUCCGCCGAAGGGCAGCUUGAGGCUCUGCGCGCGAUGCGUGACGUUGUGGAUGGCGCGCGCGGAGUGUUGGGGCGACGCGACGAGGUGGAUCGUGUGCGCUUGGCACGCGCCAUGCGCGAAGUAAUCACCCACGAGUCAGCUCUCCUUCCCCUUGGGACGACGCUUGCCUCUCUACCCCCCUGUGCACCCACGCUGGAUGCUGUUGUGCCGCUUCCUCCAGCCGAGCUCCUGUCCGUCCUCGGCAAGCGACUCGGCUUGCAAGUGUUCGCUGAGGAUAGCCAGUUCGGCCUGUUGCGGACGUCGUUGACCCUCGCGGGGUCAAGAUUCGUUGUUGACGUCGACCUCGAGAUGGACGCGGCCGAGGGCGACCAGACCGAGCCCCCAACUGCGGUGGGCACGCCUGCCGGGGCAAACGCUUUCGGCAUGUCGCUCACGCCGCUCACUCACGCGUUCCCCACUACACCGACGCCGGCGAAGGUGCCACCAACAGACGAACGCGGCAAGGUGCGCCUCGCCAAGCUCACCGCGUCGCACGUUACGCCGGCGGGCGAAGCGGGCCGGAGCGACUGGAUCGCGCAGGUCCUGCGCACUUUGCUGGAGGAGCAUCUCGCAUGCCACAAUUCACAUGAGGAGCGAAACAAGGACGUAUGUUACGCGGCGUGUGCGGCAGUCGAGAGCGCGCUUGCCGAGCUCAAGGCAAUCGACGAGUUGGCCGAAGCUGCCAAGGGCAACGAUGCCGACCUCUUCCAAGAUCUAGAGACUCUGGCGGCUGGCGUCGCGCGCAAGGCUGAGGACGGCUCGGCGACACGUCUCUACCCUGACACCAAGGCCAGUAUCUAUCCCUCCUUUCGCCUUCUGCCAGGCGAACCCAGUCGUGCGAACCCGGCCUUCCGCUUCCGCCCAAUGGGUCGCGGCGAGAACGUGCCGCCUCCCCCCCAGGAUGACGGGAUGGCGGUUGACGUCGAGCCCAUGUGUCGUGGCGCGUGGCUGGUCGAGCUCAUCGACGACAACCCGGGCCACACAGCCGGCGGGCGUGGUCUGGUCGUCCGUCGGCCCUGGCUUCUCCCAGAGAAGACUGAGCAGGAGGGGCAGGACGGCGUUGCUGUAGCCUCCCUCGCGAGUGGAAUCAAGAUCGAGGGUCUCCUAUACCAAGCGGCGCUCGAGGAGCAGCGUAACGCGGCGCCUGCUCUCCCGCUGUUCCCGUACGCUACUGUGUUCACCCACAAGCCUGGGGGUAUGGACCAGUACUGGUCGCUCGCAGAGCCUGGCCCUGACGGGUACAUCGUUGGCCGCGUCGGUCUCCCAACUUCGUGGCACGAGUUUGGGCGCCUUGCAACUGCGCUGCGUGCCCAGGUCGUCCUUAAUGCGGUGUUCACGAGCGCAUUCGACCCAACCAACGCGAGCGAUAUUGGUGUCAACGGUGCGAAUGGGGAAGGUGCAGAGGACGACGGCGACAUCGACCUGACAGAUCUCGACAAGCCGCCCUCGGCUCUCCCACUCACGGCGACACUCCACGUCCGCAGCGUGUGCGUCACAUACCCCUUUCCAUCGCCUGUCGCUGAGCCGCCGACCGUCACGCUGGAGCUGCGGCCCACGCAUGAGCUUCCAUACAUCACGGCCUGCUGGAAUGCUGAGCCCACUCUCAGCCCAGAGGAUAGCGCGAAGAUGGACGCCGCGACCAAGACGGGGCUGGAGGACGUUGACGCUGUGCAGAUCCUUGCGCGCAUCCUCGCAGCUCUGUGA
This is a messenger RNA of Cutaneotrichosporon cavernicola, 1995 nucleotides long. RefSeq lists its product as uncharacterized. The record is from RefSeq and is a predicted model, not a curated record. The transcript is spliced from 2 exons. Lineage: Eukaryota; Fungi; Basidiomycota; Tremellomycetes; Trichosporonales; Trichosporonaceae. The coding region runs from base 1 to 1995 and encodes 664 amino acids.